Messenger RNA from Salvelinus sp. IW2-2015, 1671 nucleotides. RefSeq names its product myeloid-associated differentiation marker. NCBI's taxonomy places the organism in Eukaryota, Metazoa, Chordata, Actinopteri, Salmoniformes, Salmonidae. The record is from RefSeq and is a predicted model, not a curated record. Gene Ontology annotation, cellular component: membrane.
AGGAGAGGAAGAGAAGAAGACAGAAGCCUGAAGAGACUGACAGAGAGUGUCAGAGAGAGGUGUGACAAGUAGAGAAAUAAUCGUUUUUGAGUCAAGUCAGGGAGAGGAGGCAGGGAGAGCUCAGAGAGAGAGCUGUCCAAAGAAGUGGAAGAGAGAUCAACAGGCAAAAAAAACUUGGUGAGAAAACAAAAAACAGCCAUCUACAAUCGGUUUGAGUGGGUUAAAAGGUACAACUGCCGUACAGUACUGUACUCGACAGCCGGAUCUGACCAGAACUAGCAUCGCCAUGGUGACCCUGGACACGCGGACCCUGACGGUGCCCGUGGGCAUCGUGAGAAUGCUGGAGGUGGUCCUCACCUGUAUCUCCUUCAGCCUGGUGGCCUCGUUGGGUCACAUCGACUCAUCCUACUGGGCCUGGUGCAUGUUCACCUGGGUCUUCUGUUGCUUCGUCACCCUCCUCAUCCUCAUCAUGGAGUUCACCACCCUCCAUGCCCGGGUGCCCAUCUCCUGGGACGACUUCACCACCGCCUUUGCCAUGCUGUCCACGCUCAUGGUGCUGGCUGCCUCCAUCAUCUACCCCACCUUCUUCACCUGUGCCUCAUGCGGGAUGCAGAUCGCCGCCACCGUCACUUCCUGUCUGGCCUUCGUCUUGUACACCACGGAGGUAGGCCUGACCCGGGCCAAACCCGGCGAGAUCAGCGGGUUCCUCUCCACCGUCCCGGGCCUCCUCAAGGUCCUCGAGGCCUURGUGGCCUGCAUCAUCUUCAUCUCUCUGGACCAUAGGCUCUACUCGCUGUUUCCAGGGCUCCAGUGGUGCGUGGCGYUCUAUUCGCUGUGUUUCAUCUUCGCCCUCAUCAUCAUCCUCUUUACUAUCUGCCGCCUGCUGUCGCUCUUCCCGUUCCCGUUCGACAAGGUGCUGACGGGCUACAACGUGCUGGCCGUGCUGAUGUACAUGACGUGCGUGGUGAUAUGGCCUCUCUAUAGCUUCCAGAACAACCACAGCAGACCAAGCUGGUGUGGCCGCACCUCGUACUGGGAUAACCAGGUCGUAGUGGCGUUCAUGACCUGUUUCAAACUUGUGGUUUACAUUGUGGACACGGUCUACUCUUUCAAGCUGGUGUUCUUCGUCACCCCGGCUUAGGACAAAGGUCAAAGGUCACCCACCUUACCCAACCUGAGAACUGGCCUGAAAACACAGUGCCGGAUCUUAAACAAUAGACUGGUAGAAUGUCUCUGUAUGGUGGAUAAUGACCGUUUUACUUGGCAAGAUUACAUUUUUCAUUAUCAUUCACAUAAUGCUUCUUCAUGGAUAAAAUGGGGUUAUAAUACUGCUAGCAAUUCACAAACCAUGAGGUGGAUAAGAAUGUCUGAAUGCUUGGAUCCGUACGUAGAUUCAAUGUAUAUUUUGUCUUCCGUCUUUAAAAUACACAAGGAACUAUGCAGUGCGCCCUAUGCAGUCCACAUGGGCUGUAAUCAAAGUGAAUAGAGAGAUCAAAGAGCUGUUCUUGAUAUGUUCAUUUUAUUCUCUUAUUCUGUUCUCUAUUUCAUCUCUGUCUCUCUGGCCUUGAUUCAAUCAGUUCAGCGUUAACCCGGAUAACCAACAACUGCAUAGCAGAAUCAUUGUUUUUACUGAUUUGACAGCUCCAACGAUGUUACACCUUAUGGCCCAAA